AUGUGCUUCAUAUUCACAUGCGGAGAGACUGAAUUCUCUAAACAACUUCAGGGCUAUGAAGGCGUCGUGUGCCAAUGCCACAACUGUGGCAACUACUCAGCGCGUGUGAUCAAGCGUAACCCCUGGUUUACCUUCUGCUUCAUCCCCGUUAUCCCGCUCAGUAUCAAGGGCUACGAAGAUGUCGUUUGCUCUAUCUGCAAUUACGCGCAGCCGCUCCAAAACCGACAGGAUGUUGUUGCUCAGAUGAAUGGCGGAGGCGGAGGCGGAGGCGGAGGGGGGAUGCCUUUGCAGAACCAAUAUCCUCCUGGGCCGCCUCAAGGAUGGGGAGGUCCAGGCAGCCCGCCGCCUAAACCACCACAGAAUAUGCAGUAUGGUUGA
Messenger RNA from Venustampulla echinocandica, 378 nucleotides. RefSeq lists its product as uncharacterized. Bases 1 to 378 code for a protein of 125 amino acids. The record is from RefSeq and is a predicted model, not a curated record. The transcript is spliced from 3 exons. Lineage: Eukaryota; Fungi; Ascomycota; Leotiomycetes; Helotiales; Pleuroascaceae.